Molecule: messenger RNA, 1619 nt
Organism: Olea europaea var. sylvestris
Lineage: Eukaryota; Viridiplantae; Streptophyta; Magnoliopsida; Lamiales; Oleaceae
Product: serine/arginine-rich splicing factor SR45-like
Exons: 12
Coding region: 60-1361 (433 amino acids)
Biological process (GO): mRNA splicing, via spliceosome
Cellular component (GO): nucleoplasm; cytoplasm; ASAP complex
Molecular function (GO): RNA binding
Source: RefSeq, a predicted model, not a curated record
UCCAAGCGGGAUUUCACUUCAUACACUCUUUUCACUGAAAAAUCCUCCCUCAAUCACCCAUGGCGAAACCAGGUCGAGGUCGCCCGGCUUCACCUUCAGGCUCCUCUUCCCGCUCCCGCUCACUUUCUCGUUCGCGUUCGAUUUCUCGCUCUCCUUCAACUUCACGCUCGCGCUCCUCCUCAAGCUCCCAAUCAAGGUCUAGAUCCCGUCGUCGUUCACGCUCCCGCUCCAAAUCAUUCACCUCUUCCUCUCCUUCUCAUAGCGAUAGCUCUCGCAGCGCUAGCCCUCCUCAGAGAAAGAGUGUGAUAUUUCACAGUCCUGUCGAAGAAGCUAAGCGAGGUCGGUCUCCACCACCACUAUCUAAGAAAGCUUCUCCACCACCGAGGAAAGCUUCUCCAAUUCCUGAGUCACUAAUACUUCAUGUCGAUCAGCUCAGUAGAAAUGUCAAUGAAAACCACCUAAAAGAAAUAUUUGGUAAUUUCGGUGAAAUUGUCAAUGUACGGUUGGCAAUUGAUCACGUCGUUAACCUUCCAAAAGGAUUUGCAUACAUUGAGUUCAAGAGUCGGGCUGAUGCCGAAAAAGCCCUCUUAUACAUGGAUGGUGCUCAAAUUGAUGGGAAAGUUGUUGGAGCCAAGUUUACAUUACCUGAACGGAAGAAGGCUGCUUCGCCUCGUAAAGCUGUUGCAACAACUGCGAGGAGAGAUGCGCCUAAAGCUGAUGGCAUUGCUGCAGAUACCGACAGAGAUGGACUAAAGCGACCUAGAGAAGCAUCUCCUCGGCACAAACCUCUUUCUCCAUCUCGAAGGAGAUCUCCUGUAGCACGCAGAGGUUCUCCCAGACGGGAACCAGAUUCUCCUCUCCGCCGACGUGCAGAUUCUCCAGUUCGCCGCCGAGUAGAUACUGCUUAUCGACGGGGUGACUCACCGCCUCUCAGGAGGCGGCCUGCAUCUCCUGCCAGAGGCCGUUCUCCCUCCUCUCCACCAAGGCGUUAUCGAUCACCUCCCAGGGCAUCUCCCCGCAGAGUACGUGGUAGCCCUGUUCGACGACGAUCUCCACUUCCUCCUAGGCGACGUUCUCCACGACGUGCCCGAAGUCCGCCGAGAAGGUCUCCAAUUAGCCGUCGACGUAGCCGCUCUCCUCCUAUUAGGAGGCCAGCUCGUUCGCGAUCAAGAUCAGUAUCUCCAAGAAGAGGGCGUGGACCACCACCUCCUAGACGUGGUAGAUCAUCGUCCUACUCUUCAUCGCCUAGCCCACGCAGGGCUCCACGGAGGGUAUCAAGGAGCCGUAGUCCAAGAAGGCCAAUGAGAGGAAGGAGCCCCAGUAAUAGCAGCAGCAGCAGUUCACCACCCCGUAAGCCUUAACUUUUAGGGGCCAUUUCUUGCAACGAAGAGAAUUCUGAUGCACACAAUUGCAUGAGCCAAUAUUCGUAGAUGGUGCUUUAUGGUUGAAUCAGUCGAUGCAUUUGUCUCGUUAAAUAUUCUAAACAUUGCUGUAAACUAAAUUCGUAUGAGAUUUUGGAGGACUAAACCGUAUCUUCUAUUUAAUCUUCAACUUGGGCAUGCCUGCUAGUUAGCGGCAGGAUGUUUGCUUAUGAAAGAAUUUGGGUUUUUGUCUUGGAA